AUGUCGAUCCAGGCCGGUAACUAUAGGAUUCAGAACGUCGGUAUCGGGAACUAUGUGGAUCUGGCCGGCGGGUCGAGUAUCCAGGGCACAAGAGUUCAGGGCUGGACGAACGCCAACAAUUUGAAUCAGCUCUGGCAAUUUGAGCCGGUCAACGACAACACCUGGAAGCUCUUGAACGCUGCGAGCGGUACAUACAUGCUUGGUCCGGUCCACGCCAUCAAUGAGGGUGUCGUUGGCGGCACGCCUCCGGACGAGUUAUGUUCAUCGACUCCGACGGGUCGUAUCAGAUUCAACUCGUCGACGAGCCUCUUCUGCUCGAGGGUCAAAUUGCAGAUCGUCCUCCAGGCCGCCGACGGUGGCGACAACAACCAGUUCUGGUACCUGCACCCGCAGGCGGCCUGA
This is a messenger RNA of Postia placenta MAD-698-R-SB12, 402 nucleotides long. RefSeq names its product carbohydrate-binding module family 13 protein. The coding region runs from base 1 to 402 and encodes 133 amino acids. The record is from RefSeq and is a predicted model, not a curated record. NCBI's taxonomy places the organism in Eukaryota, Fungi, Basidiomycota, Agaricomycetes, Polyporales, Adustoporiaceae. The transcript has 5 exons.